GGCCGCCAGUAGCGACGCGCACCUCUUCUGGCCAAGACGUUUGGCGCGAUAAACGCAAAUAACACCCAUCACGGAGCAACCGUUGCCGCGCUUCGGAUAGGAGCUUAUUCGAGCCGACCGAGUCGUGAUAGUGAGCGGUUGCGACGCUGUGCGCUGCCGGUAGUGAAGUGAAGCAGUGCAGUGGUAGUGAUUCCGUGAUGAGCAUCGAAACGAACAUUAUAUUUUUUUAUCGAAACAAACAAAACGACUCUCCGCCGUCCUUGUCCUAGUGAAAGAGUGAUAGUGUGCAAGAAGCUGUAAAAGCUACCCGGUUGUGCAAAAAUGCCGGUCCUCGCGUCGGAAACCAAGACGCGGAAGGUCAAGUCCCGGACCACCGCCAGCUCCGUGGAGUACCCAGAUGGCUACUUGGCGGCGGUGCGGGACGACGCCGACGUGCGGCGGGCGCUGCUGUCCGGCAAGGAGGUGGUGCGCAACGAGGCGGGGCAGCUGGUGGUCGUGGACCCGCGCAACUCUGGGCCGCGCCUCGUGCACCAGUCCUCCAAGGGCAGGAAGGUGGUGGACACCGAGAACACGCACGAGAUCUCGGAGCUGCAGCCCGACGGCCGCGUCGUCACCGAGAAGAGGCGCACCACCGAGCACGAGGAGGUGAGGCCGACUUCCUGCUCCUCUUUCCCAACCGCGUCGUCGAGCUUUGGUUCCGUCUCGAUUUUCAUUUCAUAAGUUCCGGCCUCGCCA
Frankliniella occidentalis (western flower thrips) is the source of this 735-nucleotide messenger RNA. RefSeq lists its product as uncharacterized. NCBI's taxonomy places the organism in Eukaryota, Metazoa, Arthropoda, Insecta, Thysanoptera, Thripidae. The transcript has 2 exons. Bases 322 to 720 code for a protein of 132 amino acids. The record is from RefSeq and is a predicted model, not a curated record.